AUGUGCAGCCAGUGCGAGGACGUCACCAACUCCAGUGCUGUCGACUGUGUCCCUUUCCCCGUCAACACGACGAUUCCCGAUGAUGGUGAUUAUCCAACCCGGGUCUGUUCCAUCGUCAGCCCGCACGGCUACGGAUCCACCCAGAUUACACUGUACGAUAACACCAACGGCAGCUUCCGCAUCGACAUGCCACUGGAACAGGUCUGGGCCCUAUCUCAGUGGACCUGGAAGGACGAGCUCCCCUACCCAGCCAGCGCAAUUGGGUACGCCCAAGUCGGCGUAGCGGAGUGUACGCUGCGGCUGUGCGCGCGGACGUACAAUGUCACCGUCUCCAACGGAGCGGUGUCGAUCGCAAAGGGCGAACCCAACUACGGCGCCCAGUUCUGGGUCGACAAGCGCAAUGGCACCGCCAUCCCGGGGAAGCAUGCAGAUUGGGACUUCAGCUCCGCGUUCCUCCGGGCGAACUAUUCGACGUGCUGGCGCCCAACUGACGGGCCCGCCGUGCAGCUUACCCAGAAUGCAGACAAGACAACGUGGGUGAACGAGGCCGAGAUGGCCUUCUGCCCCGUCAGUGAGUUUGUCGUCGGACAAUACCUCGAGGGGAAGCGGAGGGCGGCAUACACGUCGGGCCAUGGUGAUAUCGACCCCCAGUCUAAUCCCGACCCGUCGAUCAAGCGCAUUCGCACGAUCGGGCUCGAGGAGUCGGUCAGCCGCAUCGCUGCGAGUUUCACAAGGCAGGCGCUUCUUGCGACCAAUACAACAGUCCAGGGGACGGUGCACAUCCCCGAGGUAUAUGUUUCUGUCGAGUGGCUGUGGAUUCUGCAUCCUGCGGCGCUGACUGCGCUUGCGGUUGUGUUUUUGGCGUCGACCAUAUUUGUGAAUCACCGGCGGCACCUGAAGCUGUGGAAGACGUCGAUUCUGGCUGUGCUGUAUCACGGACUGACCAGGUUUGGGAGCGAGGAUGAGGAUGCCGACAAUGAUAGAAAUGGCACGGUUAGUCGGAUGGAGAAGACGGCGCAGGGGGUCAGAGUUCGCUUGACGACUGUUGAUGAGAAGAGAGGGCUGAUGCUUGAUUGA
Molecule: messenger RNA, 1077 nt
Organism: Aspergillus calidoustus
Lineage: Eukaryota; Fungi; Ascomycota; Eurotiomycetes; Eurotiales; Aspergillaceae
Source: the annotation of a GenBank genome assembly